Messenger RNA from Trichobilharzia regenti, 188 nucleotides. The record is from the annotation of a GenBank genome assembly. NCBI's taxonomy places the organism in Eukaryota, Metazoa, Platyhelminthes, Trematoda, Strigeidida, Schistosomatidae.
AUGGAAACACAAGCAGAUCAAUGGAAAUUCUCGAACAAAAAUCAGAAAUCUACCCUUAUUAAGGACAAGAUUUCUACUACUAAUACUACUACUACUACUACUACUACUACUACUACUACUACUACUACUACUACUACUACUACUACUACUACUACUACUACUACUACUACUACUACUACUUCUACUAC